GGGUAACUAUAAGAAGGCUGGGUCUCCCAGCUGGUAAUCAUCAAAGAGUUUUAGCUAACAGCAAGAACAAAUAAGUUCUUUUAAAUAUCUUUCAAAAAAAUAUAUAAAAAUACAACAUGGGUUGCAAGGCUUGUGGAACAAACUGCCAAUGCUCGGCCUCCAAAUGCGGCGACAACUGCGCCUGCAGUCAGCAGUGCCAGUGCUCCUGCAAGAACGGACCCAAGGACAAAUGCUGCUCCACCAAAAACUAAAUACAUAUACAAAUCCCCUUUAAACUCCUCUGGCUUGUGUGAUAUACAACCUCUUAUAAAAUCAAAAUAAUCCAACAAUCACAUCAAUUUAAUGUUUAAAAUCAAUCUUUAUUGGCCAUUUUGACAAGAAUAGUUCUUUAGUAAUUUUCCACUUUAGUUUUAGAAUUUGCACACCCAAUUAGCGUUUGAAAUUACAUUUAAAACACUUACACAAUGUACACAAUUAAUUCAAGUACACAGUGAGUACAGGACGUUCAAAUAGUAUCCAAAUAUCAACAUUGUUUUUGGCGAGCUUUUCUCAUGUGUAUCUGUGUUGUGUGGAUGUUUGUGUGUAUUUCUCGGGGAAUGUGUGUGUGCGAGAGUUUUCACAAUUAAACAUUAAAAACUUUACGUACACAAUAUUACAUUUUGUUUCGUAAUUUGUGAGUACACAAGAGGAAAUCCGCUUCCAUUCGCAUUCAAGUGUUUCAAUUGUUUACUGAAUUGUUUAUUUAUUUGGGGGGUGUUGUACUUAAGUCUUAUAAAAUUCUUAAGGUUCACGUACAAAGCUAGGUGUAGUGUUGUGUUAUUGUUGCUGCUUACAUAAAUGAUUAUGUUUACGAUCUCUCAUACAAACGUGUGUCUCUGAUAACUGACUAAAAUGGGCAAUCGCAUUUGGCGCAUUUGAAAUGCAUUGCAAACUCUGCCCUUAUGACUCAAACAAACAAGUUUUAAAAAAAAUAUACAUGGAUUCGUUAAAUUUUAGCGCAUUUUCAGCAUUGGAAGCCAAUAAAGGAUGGGUUAUAAAGCAAUUCACAAUGUUACUUAGAUUAUAACUAAAAAUAAACGCAAUCAUCUCCUGCGUUGCUGCUCUCGUUGAUUGGUUUUCAUCUUUCGUUUAGCAUAGGCUUAGCACGCGAACUAUUUAGUAUUUCAAAUUGUUUAAAUUAGGGAUUAAACUUAAAAUCAAAAUCAAAAAUUUAGAUUCAACAAAUAGUUACUCACUAACUAAACCGAUACUCAUAUUAUCAUUAUCAAUUAAACGUAAUGCUUUGUCACAGACGAACACGUCGUAGUACAAAAAAAGAAAUCAAAUAUAUAAAGAUAUAUAUAAAAAUAUAAAACGAAUAACAUGCGGACACAUUCCAAAGGUUUAUACAACACAGAAAUUCUAAAUUCUGCAUGGGUCAGACACAAUCAUAAUCACGAUAAAGACAGUACUCUGGCUGUGUGUGCUGUAGGUGUUUGUGUUGAGGUGUCGCAAUUUGCAUGCAUUGCUCUGGUAGAUCUUAUUGUAGUUUUGAUGUUGUUUCUGUGGUUUGGCGUUUCACAAAAAGC
Messenger RNA from Drosophila subpulchrella, 1568 nucleotides. RefSeq names its product metallothionein-4. The transcript has 2 exons. Lineage: Eukaryota; Metazoa; Arthropoda; Insecta; Diptera; Drosophilidae. Bases 117 to 251 code for a protein of 44 amino acids. The record is from RefSeq and is a predicted model, not a curated record. Gene Ontology annotation, molecular function: metal ion binding.